Messenger RNA from Kwoniella botswanensis, 1404 nucleotides. RefSeq lists its product as uncharacterized. NCBI's taxonomy places the organism in Eukaryota, Fungi, Basidiomycota, Tremellomycetes, Tremellales, Cryptococcaceae. The coding region runs from base 1 to 1404 and encodes 467 amino acids. The record is from RefSeq and is a predicted model, not a curated record. The transcript is spliced from 7 exons. Gene Ontology annotation, molecular function: FAD binding; oxidoreductase activity.
AUGUUGAAUGACUUGACCUCUUACCCUGCCUUGCAAGGCGCCUUCAAGGGCGACCUCCUGCUCCCUUCUGAUGAUGGAUAUAAACAGUCCCUCAAGAGAUUCGCAGCUACUGCACAGAAACCAGCUGGAUUAGUUGCUUUUCUGAAAGACGAAGGCGAUAUACAGGCUGUACUGAGCUUUGCGAAAGAGGAAAAUACCGAGAUUGCUGUAAAGUGCGGUGGACAUAGUGUCUCAGGGGCAUCUUCCACCUCAGGUGGAAUAGUCAUUGACCUCUCAAGGUAUCUCAACAAAGUUACUGUGGACGUCGAGCAGAAGAUCGCGCAUGUAGGCGGAGGAGCAACUUGGAGAGAUGUGGAUCUGGCUACUUCCCCUCAUGGGAUGGCUUCCGUAGCUGGCACUGUCAGCCAUACCGGAAUAGGAGGUUUGAUCCUAGGUGGUGGAUAUGGUUAUCUCACAGGGGAAUUCGGUUUGGUUAUUGAUAAUUUACUAUCAGCAAGAUUGGUAGAUUCACAUGGUGUGGUACAUGAAUGUUCGGAAAGCGAAAAUCAAGACCUGUUCUGGGCAAUCCGUGGCGGAGGCGGUAAUUUCGGUAUCGUCACUUCAUUUUCACUUCGACUUCAUCCUCAAAGAUCAGAAGUGUUUAUGGCCGACUUGCAUUUCCCUGGAGAGAAAGUGGUGCAAUUCUUCGAAGCUUUAGGAGAAUGGUUGACAGUGCAGACAGAGAAAGACUUGUUAUUUGUCUUUUUCCAAGAUAUGGGUAAUGGACCGGUCAUCAUGGCUCAUUGUUUCCAUAAUGGACCUCUGGAAGAUGGUAAGAAACACUAUAAAGCGUUCUACGAUCUAGGUCCAAUUGUCGAUACCACUGAGAUGAUUCCUUAUCUAUCACUCAACCAAGCUAUAGACGAUGAUCGACCAUACGGUACAGGUCUGUACUGGCACGGAACCAUAUUCCCUUCACCCAUCAUCCAUCCAGAGGCAGGUCAGAAACUAUGGGAAUCAUACUAUGAUGUAUGUAAGAAAGAACCGGAAUUUAGUAAAUCUACUUUUACGAUAUUAGAAUUUCAUCAUCCCUCUAAAUUGAUGGAGAGGUCUAAUGGGGAAAUGGCAUUCAACAGUAGGGGUGAACAGAUUAAUAUGUUAAUUGGAAUAGGAUGGGAUGGUAUAUUGGGUAAUCAACCCUUUGAAAAGGCUAAGAAGUAUGCUAAGGGGAUCGCAGAUGCUGCUUCGGAUAAGGAUGAACAAGAGGAUGGAUACGCUAAUUGGGAAUCCAAUACCCCGACUGGGUACGACAGAUCGAUAAGAGCUUUUGGGGAUCAGUAUCCGAGAUUGCAAGCCUUGAAGGCGAGAUAUGAUCCUAACAAUAUGUUCAACAAAUGGCAUCCGAUCGAACCAAAGGCGGAGUGA